This is a messenger RNA of Moneuplotes crassus, 949 nucleotides long. NCBI's taxonomy places the organism in Eukaryota, Ciliophora, Spirotrichea, Euplotida, Euplotidae. The record is from the annotation of a GenBank genome assembly.
AUGCAGUUCUACCAUAUUAGUACCCAUAUUGUUCUCUUCCCUGUCGCUCUUAACCAAAAAGGAAAUAUUUACACAGAUUGGUGACAUUGUUAUAAUUUUGAGACAUUUUUACGAAAAUUUCGAAUAGAUUUCAAGGUACACAACGAGGAGAAUGAUAAUGACAGCGUUGUAUCGAAAUGAUCUGAUGAAUUUGGAUCUCCUGAGCCGACUAAAAAUUAUGUCAACACAUUUUUAAAGAGGUCAGACAAAGCAAUUGGAAUUAAUCCAGUUAAUGAAAAAUCUAGAAAUGAACCUCUGCUGUUGAAUGCACUCACAAAUGUUGACUCUAUCUCAAACACAGCUAGUACUAAAAGACCGAGCUCCAAAACAGUAUGAACCUAUAAGCCUAAUCUUCCAAAACCUAGCAGGAUUUUGACAAACUUGGAUAAAGAAGAUGAAAUCGACAAAAUGAUGGAUAAGUACUCCAACCUCAAAGUAAGAAUGGGGAAGUGUAAAGACAAGGUCCUCAGCAAGGGAAAUACUAGGAAACAUAUCUUAGUCCUCAGAAAGAAACAAACAAAAAUAUCUGAAGUUGUUGACCAAGAAGAGGCUGAAAAGAUUAAGGAUUUUAAAUAAAUACGAGACAACGAUGAAAAGUGCCAUAAAAGGCCUAGCCAAGGCAAUAGUCCUGGCAAGGAAUAAGACCACUCAUGAGGUAGAAGACUUCACUCCAAAGAGGAAAUUGGGUGAAAGAAAUCAUAGCAAGAAAUUAAUAAUACGUGGAACAACAUCUAGCUCCAAUUUGCACGUUUUGGAGGACAACCCUAAAAACAUUCGGAAAAUUUCUAACAACAGGCUACAUAUAUCUCAGAAGAGAAGAGAGUAUAUUUCACAUAAGAGACCAAGAGCUGUGCAGAGUAUGAACGCAUUAAGUCUAUUAUCAGAGGACUCAUUUGUCCCAGUUAUAUAA